AGCAACAAUAGCUGUAUAUCACGCUGCACAAGCCAAUCUCCUUGGCCUUCGUGGCUUUUGCCGGGUAAACGAAAAAAACAUUGUCGGAAAAAUGACAUCUCGAAUUAUUUAAUUUAUCUAUCCAUUAGAUAGUAGUUUUGAUAUCACCCGGAACUCUUUUCUCCGAGCAUAGGAACAAAAGAAAUAGAAGAAAAAAGCGUGGGUGUCACGAGCGUUAUGUGCUGAUAUCGCUCAUAAAACUGUAGGAUGCUGUGAAUGGUUACCGAGCCGAAAAAACGGAAUUUCAGGGCAACAAUCCCGUGGCAAAGUAAUUCAACGAUCAAAAAUGUACAAGAAAAUCAUAUUAUUAUUGUUAGUACUGUCAGUGACGCUUGCAGAAGAUUACUAUGAUAUUCUGAGCUUAAAACGUGAUGCAACGCAGAAGGAAAUUCGUCAGCAAUUUAAAAAACUUGCUGUAUCCCAUCACCCAGAUAAAAAUAAGGAAGACCCAGAUGCUCAUGAAAAAUUCAUAAAAUAUACAACGGCUUAUGAAGUUCUUAAAGAUCCUGAUUUGAGGAAAAAGUAUGAUCUUUAUGGAGAAGAAGGUUUGAAUGGUGCCAACAAACAACAGAAUUAUCAUUCAUGGAAUUAUUACCGCGAUGACUUUGGUAUUUAUGAUGACGAUCCACAAGUGGUUACUCUGAGCAAACACGAUUAUGAUGACAGUGUCGUGAAUUCUGAAAAAAUAUGGUUUAUCAAUUUCUAUUCGCCAAUGUGCAGUCAUUGUCAUCACUUGGCACCAGUGUGGCGAAAAAUAGCCAAAGAUCUCGAGGGUGUGAUAAGAAUCGGUGCAGUUAAUUGCGAAGACGAUUGGCAGCUCUGUCAUCAAUUGGGGAUACAGUCCUAUCCCACGUUGCUAUUCUAUCCAAAGAAUUCAAAACAUGGCAUCAGAUACGUAGGCGCAAAAACUUUUGAUGACAUAAAUCGAUUUGUGCUCGAUCGUAUCGAUGUGAAUAUCAACGGAAUCACAAAAUCAGAAUGGAUGAGAAUCUUGAAAGGAAUGAAUCUCGAACGUCCCACUCUUAUUUUUACUUGUGGCCCUGGACGCGACUGUCCAAUUUCCGAUGAUCGGCUAAGAAUCUCAGCGAUAUUUGAAAAUGUUAUCAACGUGGUAUUCUACAACUGCGAAGAUGAAUUAUGCGAUAAUUUAAUAGCCAGCAAUACUGGAUCUGUUUACGUGCCCAUGAAAAAUGACGAUUUUUGGAAACCCAUUGAAUUCGACGAUACUACCGAGGUCGAAUCAAUGGUACAACAAAUUUUGGAACAAUUGCCCGAACCGCGAGAUAUUAGUGCUGAUGAAUUUGAGAUGAUACGAAAACGUCUCGAGUCGGAUAACGAUGAUGGCUGGCUUUUGUGUUUUUACAUUGGUCACGCGACUGAAUUGGAUCUUCAAUUGAAAAGAUUACCGAAUAUAAUUCGUGAUAUAAAUCUGGGCAAGGUCAAUUGUGGUAAAUACCCAAAACUGUGUACCGACUUGAAUGUAAAUCGUUAUCCAAUGUGGGGUGUUUUCAAACCCGGUGGAGCAUUCGAGCUCAGUCAUGGCAAAGACACAAUAAACGACAUUGCUAAGUUUGCCGAAAAUAGCGUAAAAGCUCACAAUGUUUGGGCUUUAUCAGCCGAAAAGAUUCUUUCGAUUUUGAAACGACAAAAUGGAAACGAAGCGUGGUUCGUCGAUUGGUACGCUCCUUGGUGUCCUCCUUGCAUCCAAUUCUUGCCAGAAGUUCGUAAAGCAUCCCUCGAGUUUAAAAAAUCUGUGGUACACUUUGGGACGGUCGAUUGUACCGUUCAUUCAGGAAUUUGUCGUCAAUACAAUAUUCGCUCGUAUCCAACAGCGAUGCUUAUAAACGGGAGCACAACGCUUCAAUUUACUACUCAAAAAACAGCAGCUAAUGUUGUGCGAUUUAUCAAAGAGGCUAUUAAUCCUACAGUUAUCCAUUUGACUUCCAACGAUUUCGACCGUAAACUUGGAAAGAAAAAAUCAAAAGUUUUGUGGGCUGUGGAUUAUUUUGCGCCGUGGUGCGGUCCUUGUCAACAGUUGGCUCCGGAGUGGUCCGCAGUCGCAAAACUCUUUAAACUCUUACCGAAUGUCAAAAUUGCCAGUGUUGACUGCGAGGCACAAUCUUCGUUGUGUUCUUCGCAAGGAAUUCGAAGUUACCCGACGAUUAGAUUGUAUCCAUUCGGGAGUGAAGGCCUCUCCCAAGUGGCUAUGUACAAUGGGCCCAGGGAUCAUAUAUCAUUGUCAAAAUGGAUAGCACAGUUUUUGCCAGUCGGGGUUAGGGAUUUUGAUCAAUACUCUUUGAAGAGAGACGUCCUCGAGAGCAAUGAUAUUUGGCUCGUCGAUUAUUAUGCUCCAUGGUGUGGUCACUGUCAAACUCUCGAACCUCAAUUCGCAAUUGCUGCACAGCUCUUGGAUGGUAAGGUUCGACUGGGUCGUGUAAAUUGCGACCUCUACAGAGAACAAUGUUCUCAUGCUGGGGUGCGAGCUUAUCCGACCUUGAUAAUGUAUACGGAGAAGAAGCGUUCUCGAACAAUUCACGGAAACCAUAUAAUAUCUUCAACGCGAGCAGAGAAAAUUGAACAGGAAGUUUUAGACCGUCUCAAAGUAACUUCCCGUAAAAAACACGACGAGCUUUAACCCCGCGAACUUUAGGUGCCUUGAAGUAUAAUUCAAAUAGUGAUAUUAUUCUGAUUUUUUUGUAAAUACGACUGACGAUUCCGGUGAAUCGUUUAUAGAAAGUUUUUCUACUCUUGCAAUACAGUUUUGUCAUAUUUAACUGUAUGAAAAAAUCGCUUUUUCUUUUGAUUAACGAUCAUUGAAAAAAAUCACUCUCGACUGUUUGGAAAGAUCGAAUGUACUCAGUCUUCCUGUCUAAUUAAAAACAACCAAUUCUGCUCUGAAAA
Molecule: messenger RNA, 2940 nt
Organism: Venturia canescens
Lineage: Eukaryota; Metazoa; Arthropoda; Insecta; Hymenoptera; Ichneumonidae
Product: dnaJ homolog subfamily C member 10-like
Exons: 13
Coding region: 326-2674 (782 amino acids)
Biological process (GO): IRE1-mediated unfolded protein response
Cellular component (GO): endoplasmic reticulum lumen
Molecular function (GO): misfolded protein binding; protein-disulfide reductase activity; oxidoreductase activity, acting on a sulfur group of donors, disulfide as acceptor
Source: RefSeq, a predicted model, not a curated record